Nematolebias whitei (Rio pearlfish) is the source of this 1277-nucleotide messenger RNA. RefSeq names its product spondin 2a, extracellular matrix protein (gene spon2a). Gene Ontology annotation, biological process: cell adhesion. The transcript is spliced from 6 exons. The record is from RefSeq and is a predicted model, not a curated record. Gene Ontology annotation, cellular component: extracellular matrix. NCBI's taxonomy places the organism in Eukaryota, Metazoa, Chordata, Actinopteri, Cyprinodontiformes, Rivulidae. The coding region runs from base 248 to 1252 and encodes 334 amino acids.
GAGGAUAGAAGAGAAGGACAUUAACUGCUUCCAUACAAGGAGAGGUAGGGGGAGGAAGGAGGAGGAGGAGGGUAACAUGAGGAGAGACAAUAAGAGAGAGAAAGAAGGGAGGAGAGAAGUGUUGGAAGGAGAUAAAGGCAGCCCACGGAUGAGCGCAGGUUGAUAGGGCUGCUCCAGUUCCAGGGGAAAGUGACGGAUCUGUGAUCGUGCUGCUGCUUCACUGUCACUGCAAACUGAUCCAACACAGAUGAUGUCAUCAGAGCACCUGACCUAUGGCUGGCUGUGGAAGCUGCUCGUGAUGCUUGUGAAGUUUUGCCUCGCUUUCGCCGACCCCGUGCGACCAUUCAAUAAGACAGGCUGCACAGCCAAGACUCCUGCGUCUUACAUCCUGGUCUUUACGGGUCACUGGAGCCCACAGGCCUUUCCAAAGCAGUAUCCGCUGUUCCGACCCCCUGCGCAGUGGUCCAAACUGAUCGCGGUCAGCCAUAAUCACCAUUUUAGGCUGUGGGAGGAGGGUGCAUCAGCCAGUCCAGGGGUGCAGAGCUUUGCUGAACUUGGGGUGACGGUGGAGCUGAUGAAGGCAGCCAAGGAGGCGAGAAAAAGACGCUCCGUCGGAGCCAUGCACCGAACAGCUGGUAUUCCUAACGGCAUUGGGCACAGCUCCACAGAGAUGGUCAUGCAGCCCCGUAAUCCACUGCUGUCCCUGAUGGUGAAAAUAAUCCCCAGCCCCGACUGGUUUGUCGGUGUGGAUAGUCUGAGUCUCUGUGAGGGGAACCACUGGAAACAGGAGGUGACAUUUGAUCUCCAACCUUAUGAUGCAGGGACAGAUAGUGGAUUCACGUUCUCCUCUCCCAACUUCCCCACCAGUCCACCAGAAAACAUCACACAGAUCACAUCUCAGAUGCCAAACCACCCAGCCAACUCCUUCUACUACCCUCGACUAAAGGAGCUUCCACCUAUUGCCAGCAUUAGAAUUACCCGACAGCGUAGAUUCACUGACCGCCAGAACACUGUGUCUAACCACAUUCUGCCCAAUUCUAUCAUUCCUCAGCGCUUUUCAGAAACACCGCUAGACUGUGAAGUCUCUCUCUGGUCAUCUUGGGGUCUGUGUUUGGGUCCAUGCUCCAGAGGAGGCGUUCGCCAUCGCACACGCUACAUCCUGUUGCGGCCGGCUAACGCUGGCAGCCCCUGUCCUGAACUAGAGGAACAAGUUGAAUGUGUACCACACAACUGUAUGAAGAAACACCAGUAACCAACAGUGCUGGAGCUCAAACAAA